This is a messenger RNA of Cornus florida, 718 nucleotides long. Its product is annotated as 14 kDa proline-rich protein DC2.15-like. The transcript has a single exon. Lineage: Eukaryota; Viridiplantae; Streptophyta; Magnoliopsida; Cornales; Cornaceae. The record is from RefSeq and is a predicted model, not a curated record. Bases 78 to 434 code for a protein of 118 amino acids.
ACCCACCUCACAAUUCUCCUCUAAAAAGGCACAUCAUCCCUUCAAUGUGACACCAUGCCCUAAACCCUAGUCUAGCCAUGGCUGCAAACAAGCUCUCCACGGCCAUUUUCGUCGUCUCCAUCCUCUUCUUCACCACACUCUCUAGUGCUUGUGGCCCAUGCAUGCCCAAACCACCCCCCAGUUGCCCUAGAGACACAUUGAAGCUCGGAGCCUGCGCGGACCUUCUCGGAGGGGUGGUUAACCUAGUGGUCGGAACCCCUCCUUCGAGCAAGUGCUGCAGUUUGCUCGAAGGGUUGGCAGACCUGGAAGCCGCGGCUUGCCUUUGCACUGCCAUUAAGGCCAAUGUGCUUGGAAUCAACUUGAACGUGCCCAUUACGCUUAGCUUGCUAAUUAGUGCAUGCGAAAAAUCCAUUCCUCCGGGCUUUGAAUGUUGAUAGAGAGAAAUUAAUGGUAGUUUUAGCUAUGUUUUUUACAAUUAUAUUGUGUGUGCGUUGAGCUUUAGCUUGUUUGAGUACUGUGUUGCAUGCAGGUAUGUCAUUGUUGUUGUUACCAGUUGUUUGGCUUUGUGAAUGGUGAUAGGGAUGUGGAGGUCAUGGUUACUUUAUACUUAGGGUUGAUGUGUGAUUUGUUUUAAUAGCCUUGGUGUCUUGUGUCAUGGUUUUCUUUUAUUAUUGUUAUUAUUAUAAUUCAAUAAAUUCUGAAUCAUGGCUUUUUUUUA